AUGACUAUACCCUUUGCGGCGCCUACGGCCGACCUAGAUUAUUGCCUAGAGCAGUUGCUCGAGCAUAAGCCGCCGAGGAUUCUCCCAGAAGAAACGCUCCAGCAGCUUUGUCAUCUGUUGAAAACUCAGCUUCUUGGUGUUCCCAACAUCAUGAAGCUUCAGUCUCCAUGUACAUUAGUUGGGGAUAUUCAUGGGCAAUAUCACGAUCUAUUGGAAAUAUUCGAGAUCGGGGGCUCUCCGCCCACGACAAAUUAUAUUUUUCUCGGCGAUUAUGUUGACCGAGGAUACUACUCAGUCGAAACCAUCUCAUUGUUGAUAGUGUUGAAAUUACGAUAUCCUGAGCGGGUAUUCCUCAUUCGAGGGAACCACGAGAGUCGGACCAUCACCACAAACUAUGGUUUUUAUACGGAGGUUCUUAGCAAGUACAACGGCUCUCUCAAAGUAUGGAAUUAUAUCACGGAUCUUUUUGAUUAUCUACCGCUAGGAGCCACCAUAGAUAACAAGAUGUUUGCCACCCACGGUGGAUUGUCUCCGUCGUGUCAACAGCUAGACCAGAUUCGCGCCAUCGACAGGUUCAAGGAAGUUCCUCACGAUGGGAUUAUGGCGGAUCUUGUAUGGUCAGACCCAGACCCAGAAAUUUUAGACUUCAAGCUAUCACCUAGGGGAGCAGGCUAUCUAUUUGGCUACGAUGUGAUGAGGAAAUUUUGUCACGAUAAUAAUUUGGUUCAGCUCAUACGAGCGCACCAGCUCUGCAACGAAGGUUAUGUAAGUUACUGGAAGGGCAUGUGUCUUACGAUCUGGUCCGCUCCAAAUUACUGUUACCGGUGCGGGAAUCGAGCAAGUAUUUUGGAAGUGAGCCACUCCAAUUACGAAUCCAAAUCGAAUAAUGACCAAGGCGUGUUUCCGGGCCAAUUUUGCAACGUUUUUGAAGCGUCUCCAGAAAAUACCCAGGAUACAAAUGAGGGCAGGAGUGUGAACGGUAUAAAUUCGCUGUCUAGCAAAGACGUGUUCCGAGCAUAUUUCGCGGACAGGCCACAGAAUAGGCCUGUCGAAUACUUUCUUUAA
Clavispora lusitaniae ATCC 42720 is the source of this 1065-nucleotide messenger RNA. It is a transcript of the gene PPG1, whose product is annotated as putative serine/threonine-protein kinase. Gene Ontology annotation, molecular function: protein serine/threonine phosphatase activity. Lineage: Eukaryota; Fungi; Ascomycota; Pichiomycetes; Serinales; Metschnikowiaceae. The record is from RefSeq and is a predicted model, not a curated record. Gene Ontology annotation, cellular component: FAR/SIP/STRIPAK complex.